CUGCAGUCUCGCGAUCUACGUUGUAUUGUGUAGUAGUUCGCGUUUUGGUAGGUCGCUAGUUUCGUUAACGAUUUUGUGAAAUAUUGUGUUGUGUGUGCAUUUUAUUGGAUUUUAUCGAGGAGUUUUUGGAUAUUUCACCUAAAUAUUGUGAUGGCCGGCCAGGUUUAGCCGGGUUCGGAAGACCCGUAGUUAGUGUGUGUGCGCUGCAGUUCAAUUGGUGAACUGCCAUUGGCUAUUGGCAGAGACCAAUCAGGGGCGAGGGGGCGAGACACCGUGACACAGCAGAGACCAUGAAAAUGGUUUUAUCGCAACGUCAGAGGGAGGAGUUAAAUAAGGCAGUGGCCGAUUAUUUGAGCAGUAAUGGAUAUUUGAACGCCCUCGAGGGGCUGAAGAAGGAUGCCGACAUGCCGGGAGAGGUGGAGCGCAAAUAUGGCGGACUUCUCGAGAAAAAAUGGACGUCGGUUAUCAGGCUCCAGAAAAAGGUUAUGGAGUUGGAGUCAAAACUGUCAGAAGCUGAGAAGGAGUUUAUAGAGGGUGCGCCAACGCGCGCCAAACGAUCGCCGACUGAGUGGAUUCCGAGGCCGCCAGAGAAGUUCUGCCUGGCCGGACACAGGGCGCCCGUCACCAAGGUGAUCUUCCACCCGGUGUUCAGUUUGGCAGUGUCGUGUAGCGAGGACGCGACCAUCAAGGUGUGGGACUACGAGACGGGUGAAUACGAGCGAGCACUUAAGGGUCACACCGACGCAGUGCAAGACAUCGCCUUCGACCAAUCCGGGAAGCUGCUCGUGUCAUGCAGCGCGGACAUGUCAGUGAAACUGUGGGACUUCCAGCAGGGCUACCAGUGCAUGAAGACGAUGCACGGCCACGACCACAACGUGUCGAGCGUGACGUUUGUGCCGGCCGGCGACAUGAUAGUGUCGGCGUCACGCGACCGAACCGUGAAGCUGUGGGAGGUGGCGACUGGCUACUGUGUGGCGACAAUCGCCGGCCACCGCGACUGGGUGCGCAUGGUGCGCGUGUCACCCGAUGGCCACCUGCUCGCCACCUGCAGCAAUGAUCAGACGGUGCGCGUCUGGAUAAUCGCCACAAGGGAGUGCAAGGCUGAGCUGCGCGCACACGAACACGUGGUGGAGUGUGUGGCGUGGGCCCCCGAGGCGGCGCACUCGGCUAUCAACGAGGCGGCAGGCGCCGACAACAAGAAGGGCGCCCACCACGGACCCUUCCUUGUCAGCGGAUCUAGGGACAAGACACUCAAGAUGUGGGACGUGAGCACAGGCUUGUGCCUGUUCACACUGGUGGGCCACGACAACUGGGUGCGCGGGGUGGUGUUCCACCCGGGAGGCCGCUACGUGGUGUCGGCCGGCGACGACAAGACCAUCCGAGUGUGGGACACACGCAACAAGCGCAACCAGAAGACCAUCGAGGCCCAUGCACACUUCACCACAUCGCUAGAUUUCCACAAAACACAGCCGUACGUGAUAACCGGCAGCGUAGAUCAAAUGGUCAAAGUGUGGGAGUGUCGUUAAUCCCACUGGUGGGUGGGACUGCGACAGAGUGAGCAGAAUGUAAUUAGCGAAGAAAGAGAGAAGAUUAAACUCAUCACACACAUACACACAUACUCACAAACUCGAAAUAAAUGAGAGAAAGAAAGAGAGAGAGUGCCACUGCUUUACAACACAGUAACGUUGAUCUUAUAAAGAUCAAAUCCCAACCCUUUGGUCGAUAAUAAUCUAUUUGUCAAACUUGUAUUAUUAAUACUUUCUCCAAUAAUGUCGAUUCUCCACCUCGAUUUGCGAAUUAUUUGAAUAAUAUUAUUUGUGUUGGGGUUUAGCAAUUUUGUUUGAAGAUUAUGGGGAUUAUUGGUAAACAAUUCUUAAGAACGUUGUUAGUCCAGCUCGCUUUGGCUGCCCAGCAGCCAACUACUAGAAUUGUUAUGAUUGAAUCAAGCUAUUGGUUGCGAGACAAACAAAUUAACAUCUAAUUAAUAGCAUUUCAUUUCAAUAUUUAGUGACAAAAUGGAAUAAAUUAUGAAGAUGAUACUGUCUGUUCCUUGCUAAUUUAUGUCAAAUGAAUGGAUUCAACUUGAUUUUUGGUUCUUGUACAUUAGUUGCUCAUUAUAUUUUUCUGUAACCUUCUUUCUAGUUUUGGUGCCAUAUAUUCUACCUAGCAACACCAAUAACGCCCUAAUUGUCUUAUAAAUAUAAUAUUCGGACCACUUCAAUGUAAAUUUUUCUGUUUCAUAUUUUGUUACAUGACCCUCUGUGUUUAGUUGUAUUACAAGCAUUGUCCCAUCACCAAAAAUUCCAAUCUCUGUGAUUUAAAUGUUUUCAAACUCAUUACCGUCAAUGUAGAAGGGACACUUCAUUUCUAUGUUAGUCGACACUUGUUUUCCAUUAUUUAUUCAACAGUGAAUUCGGUUCAUCUUCUAUGUAAUGAGUAAUAGAUUACCAAUUUGAUAAGAUGUGUCAGGCGUCUGAAUAAUUAACUAAUGAUACUUUAUAUUCAAAAUUCAUAGAAACAUAUUUUCUUCAUGAACAACAAAAUUCAUGUUUUCAUAAAAUGAAUGUCUCUUCAACUACACUUUAUGUUCGGUGUAGUUUCUUUUUGUGUUGCUAUUAAUGUGCAAUAUGUAAAUAUAUUCUUGGAAGGAAAUGGUUACGGUUUUAGCGGGAAGUUAUGUCUCUUUUUAUAGUAUUAUUUAGUAUUUUUAUUGUAGGUUUCAAUUGGGUGAAAUGUUUAGUCUAAAAAACAAUGGAUGCUGAAGCAGGAAACCUAAUCUGUGAGCAAAAUGAAAAUUUGAAUAUGAGAUCACACUUUGGAAAAACAUAUAUUUAGGUUGAUACUUUUUCUAAAUUACACUCUACUAUAACUUUUAAUUCCUCAACUAUGUUGUCCACUAAAAUGAAUAGGAGUAUUGGAAUCAAUAUUGUAAAGUAUGAUUAAUGAUUCAAUAAUAUUAGUUAUGAUUUAUUCUAUUUUUGUUGUAAAUAAAUUCCUGUGGUAGUUGUUGCAGUGGCACUAAUUUCCUCUCAGAUAAUUUUAUCGAUGGCAGUACGGUAGUAAGAACUUGAAUCUAUUAAGAUCUUACAACUGGAUUCAUCAAUGAAUUCAAAAUUCAUUAUAGAAAAAUUCAUCAAUUCAAUAUGCGUGUUCUUGAUGAAUUUUAGUUCUUACUAGGAGAAGAAGAAGAAGACUAGGCAGUGUGUAUCAUCAUCUUCAUCAAUCAUCAUCAUCAUCAUCAUCAACGCAAUUAUUGCCAAUAAAUUGGAUAUUUAUCAUAGACUAGCUUUAGUCUCUAUGAUUAUGAUAGUCUUCAUCAAAAAAACAAACAAUGUAAUCUAUCAUUUUUCUAUCGUUGAAAAUUUCGGUUCUAGUUUUUUAUUUGUACAAAACGAUCGACAUAAUAAUAUAUUAAGCUAGCUAAAUCUUUGGAAUAUUAUGAUUUCAUCAAUAUUAACAUUGUUUUACCACACACCUUUGUCAAUCAAUCAAUAAAUAAAUUAUAGCCUUGAUAGCGCCUGGUAAAUCUAUUAUACUGUACGAGAUUUGAAGACUUGUGAGGAUUUUUGUACAGUAGCUGGGUAAAAGACGUGAUAUUGUUGGAUAUCUUUAGAGUAAUACUGGAUUAGAUGAGGCAAGUCGCAUCUGAUUAAUAAAUAAUUUGCUUCGAGUGUAAUUGUUAUUAAUAAAUACUACAUUUGGAUGACUGCUUGUCCUUCUUAAGACAGAUGAUAAUGAGACUUAAUGAAAUUUGUUGUUGAAUAACAUAAAUUUGAACCUUGAAGCCUUGCACUCACUCAAUAUUGAUUAUGCCGUUUUCAGAAUUGUAGUGAAUAUUAGUGGGAUUGUGCCAAUUGUGGUAUUUAGUAGAAUUUGUCAUCUACAUCAUUGUGAUCAUCAAUAUAUUCAAUUUAAAUAAACAUCAACAUCAUUGAAAGAUGUUCACAGAGUUCAAUAAUUUUCAAUUUUGGUAGAAUAAAAUGGUACAAUGAUUCAUUUCAAGUGCUAAUUCUCUGGAUAUUGUGGUAUUUUACCAUGAGAUAAAGUGAAGAGAAAAUUUAGUUGAACUGUUGGUAAGAUCCUUACAAACUUAGAAAUGUUGGUAAUUUUUUAUUGAAUUUGAAUUUUUCUCAUAUAGUCAGUUGUAUGAUGAAAUGUCAAAGAGUGUUCAUGAAUCAGUAAGGGACUUAUUUGUAAGUUUCUUUUGAUCUUUGAAAAGUUUUCACACAGAAAUAAAGUUCAAUGGAGCCGUCUAAAUUUGUAAUAGUGUCGUAUAAUUGAUUGGUUCAAGGAUUAUUCCCUGAGAGAGUGUUACAGUUUAUUUCCUAGGAAACCUUAAAAGCCUGCCCUUCCAUCCCUGGAUUUCCACACUUCGAUUACAGAGAAACCUAAAAACUUGCGACCCAUUUUCCGUUUAUCUCAUUUAGCCAAACUUUAUCCUUCUUAGUUCCUUUAUCAAAUAUUUCUCCUAAGUUUUCUAACUUGGUUCAAUUUCACAUCUUGAAAUUAAACCCAAGUUUUCUUCUUGUUUCAGUUGAGGCGAUUCUCACUCUUUUCUCUCUCUCUUUUCAUUCGAAGGCAGAGCUGUAUUGUGUUUGAGAGUUUGUCAUUUGAGAAAAAAUAUUUUAAUGUUAUAUAAUUUUCAUGUUUUUACGAAAUUUGUAUAUUUUUCAACAAUUUUAUGUUUAUAAUAUUCGGUUAUAACGAAGGUGUCUCGUCCCCUUCAUUCAUAGUUAAAAAAGUCAAUACCGAUAUUGCUAGAAUUUGGUAUUACAUGAAAAGUGAAUAAGAUAAUAAGAGAAAUAAGAUUAUUGAGCCGUAUCAUCAGUUCAAGAGUGACAUCUCAUUGCUUCUGUAUCCUUUGGUGUUUAAAAAUGAAAUAACUUCAUACAUUUGCAAUAUAUAUUGAACGAAAUGUGUACCGUAUUUGAUUUUACAGAGAAAUAGAAAGAACUUGCAAUAUUCCGUUAUUAAAAUCAUGGAACCAGUAAUUACAAAAAAUGUACAGUAAUUUUUUCAAAGUCCCUCUAUUAUUAAAAACGUAUUUCUGUAGUAGUUGUAUAUUUUCUAGCAUUAGUUAUCUCCACCACAUAAUAUCAUUUCGCGUUCCACAAACUCCCAGCAUUAGAUAAAAAAGAACCUGCCAAACAUUUUAAUUAUUCUAAAAAUGCAUAUUAAAUUUAAAAAUUUAGAUCUACUCUUAAAAGUCAAAUCUAGCUUUGUGCUUCUUAUUGACGUUUGGGUUGAACGAAUAUGUGCUGUAUAUUUAGGCUUGACCUUGAGAAAAGAUCAUAAAUUUCAGUUGGCUCAAGUUGUAGAUCCAUUAUGUUGCUGAUAACUGAAAUAAAUAACUUUGGAUUAAUUUGAAACCAACAGUACAUAUAGCUGUAGAGUUAUCAGUCCUUGCUUCGAGCAAGCAUUGUAAAUAUAUUAUAUAAAGAUUUAAUAUUUAUUCAAAAGUGUUGUAUGAUUUUCAGCCCAGCAUAAUUUGCAUAAUUAAGCUACUGGUUAGAUCUGUCAGUGAACGGUAAUAUAUGCAUUGAAAAUCGAUUAUAAGGUAACAAAUACUAUGCUUUCUCAAUUAUCAUUAAGUACAUAAUUAUUAUUAUAAUAAUAGCGUUUUACUAUUGUUAUCAUAAUAAAACAAGUGAACAUACUGAA
Nilaparvata lugens (brown planthopper) is the source of this 5661-nucleotide messenger RNA. It is a transcript of the gene Lis-1, whose product is annotated as lissencephaly-1 homolog. The record is from RefSeq and is a predicted model, not a curated record. Gene Ontology annotation, molecular function: protein binding. Lineage: Eukaryota; Metazoa; Arthropoda; Insecta; Hemiptera; Delphacidae.